Molecule: messenger RNA, 1795 nt
Organism: Camellia sinensis
Lineage: Eukaryota; Viridiplantae; Streptophyta; Magnoliopsida; Ericales; Theaceae
Product: vesicle-fusing ATPase
Biological process (GO): intra-Golgi vesicle-mediated transport; SNARE complex disassembly; Golgi to plasma membrane protein transport
Cellular component (GO): Golgi stack
Molecular function (GO): ATP hydrolysis activity; ATP binding
Source: RefSeq, a predicted model, not a curated record
CCUCCCUCUCCUAUUUGUUCUUCUAUGUGUUGAGAUUUGAAAAACGAAAAAAAUAUAUAUAUAAAAUAUGAAUGAAAUAUAACCUAACUUUUCUCUUCCACCUUGCAAAUCUCUACCCAAAUCAUGAACCAAACACAACACAUGUGUCUUCCUCUUCUCAGCCGGAGGCGUCAAUCCGGACGGCGGAAUUUGAGGAUGUAUGGGCGGAAUCUGCAGUCCGUUCCAACUGUCCGAUCUGAGUUUCAACACUGUGCCCCGGCCGCCGAGUGCUCGCUGUGCUCAGGCUAAUCGUCGGUGGCCAUGUCUUCAGAAGCUCCGGGGUACCCUAAUCCGGGGAGCUGAAACAUGUAAAAGCAAAUUUAGGGAAGGCUUCAAUAUGGAAUCACUGGAAGAAGUGCUGAUAUCACUUGGUAUUGGAGGCAUGACAUCCCAAUUUGCUCAAAUACUGCAGUCUGCGUUCGGCUCGCGGAUGGUUCCUCCUUAUGUAGUAAAGAGGUUGAAUUUGAAGCAUGUAAGGGCAAUGCUUCUAUAUGGGCCACAAGGUUCUGGAAAAACCUUGAUAGCACAAAGCAUUUGCAAAUUUCUAAAUGCAAAAGAGCCCCUGAUUAUAAAUGGAUCGGAUGUGUUAGAUGCAUUCCAAGGUGUAUCAGAGAGGAAAAUAAGGUCACUCUUUAAAGCAGCCGUUGAGAAUGAAAAAAAAUUUGGAGCUAAAAGUGACCUACACAUCAUCAUAUUUGAUGAAAUUGAUUCCAUUGCUAAGGUUGAUGGCAUGAAAGUAUUGAACAACAUUUUUAUUAUUGCUACUACAAAUCGAAAGGAGCUCAUCGAUGAAGUACUGCUGAGGGAAGGUAGAAUUGAACUACAUGUCAAAGUAGAGUACCCAGAUAAGCAAGGGCGCUUGGAAAUUUUGGACAUCAACACAAGGAACAUGAGACAAGCUUUUGUACUUGACGAAGAUGUGAAUCUUCAAGAAAUUGCUUGCGGGACAGAUGGCGACUGUAGUGGCUCUGCCCUUGCAUCUUUAGUCACUCGUGCACAUUCAUAUGCUGUGGUCCAAGCAGGAGAUAGGGGAUUAGGGAAGCAUGUCGAGAAGGAUAUCAAAGUAACAAUGAACCAUUUCCUCCAUGCUAUAGAAGAAGUCAAGUCUAGACUUCAGGAAUCUAGCCUUGAACCAAGCAAGAUGGGAAUGGAGGAAAUGUUUCUGCGGCAGUUGAGCUCCACUAAUUCGACUGAAGUUUUACACAUGCAACAAGAAAUUGCAAGGCUCAAGGAAGACACUUCACAUUUCCAAGCUACACUUGCUUCUUACGAAGAGGAUAAGGCCAAACUUGAGAAGAAAUUCGUAAGUCCUCCGAGACAAUUCGCUGUUCAGUUUGCCGUAUGGGCCUGGAGUGAGUUUGAAGUGGCGGUCCAAGCCGUGUAAGUUUCUACUUCAUAUUUGGUUCUAUCAGAACAUGUAGCAUUUUUCGAGCUGUGUUUGCUUGGUGUUUUAGAAACUAUGUUUGAAUUCUAUAUUCUGUUUGAUUUGUAUGAGUCUGUUAUGUACUCUGUUUAAUGUUGUUGCCCACAUAUGUAUGUUUUUGAGUUGAAAAAUGCUAGAGGUCUCAAAUGUUUUACCAAUGUAUCACAUGGAUGUGGUGUGGGUCCCACAUCCAUGUGAGACAUUUAGGAAAACAUUUGGUAAAACAUUUGAAAUCUCUAGCAUUACUCUUUUGAAUUUUGUAAAAUGAUGGGGACAUAUACUGUACUUUUGAUUGGUCAAAUAUGUAAAUUUACAGGUCUGUUUGUUGUUUCA